Erigeron canadensis is the source of this 3388-nucleotide messenger RNA. Its product is annotated as mitogen-activated protein kinase kinase kinase YODA-like. The record is from RefSeq and is a predicted model, not a curated record. NCBI's taxonomy places the organism in Eukaryota, Viridiplantae, Streptophyta, Magnoliopsida, Asterales, Asteraceae. Bases 454 to 2997 code for a protein of 847 amino acids. Gene Ontology annotation, molecular function: protein kinase activity; ATP binding. The transcript is spliced from 12 exons. Gene Ontology annotation, biological process: protein phosphorylation.
CUACUCUCUUUCACACACACAAACACACUCGCUUUCCAAGUUUAUUCUCCCAGAAAGAAAGAAAGAAAGAAGAACAUCACUUGGAAACCUCACAUUUCCAAAAUCUUCUUUUCUUUCUAGCCUAUAAUUUAAAAAUAAACUAUAUAUAUAAACAUUUAUAUUAUACUUUGUAAGUAUUUGUUUGUAGUUGUAGCUUAAUCCAAACGUCAAAGUACUGGUUUUAUUCUACUUUGCAACUUCUGCUUAAAUCUUAAGAAGCAUUUAUUCUAAUGCUAAUUCUUGCACCCAAAAAAAAGAGCUCAGUCUACAAAAAGCACUGGAGAUUGAUUAAACUAGUGUAACAUUUCUCAUAGACUUACAAAGUGAGGCCAACUGAAUAAUCUCAUGCAGAGGAAUUAACCGAUUGGUAGUGGAUUAUCUCGAGGUUCCAUUUCUUUUGUAAAUAUUAGAAAUAUGCCUUCAUGGUGGAGUAAGUCGUCAUCAAAAGAAACAAAGAAGAAAACGAGCAAAGAGAGUAUAAUUGACACUAUUCGAAAAUUUAGGAUCCCUUCUGAUAAGAAAUCAACUAACAGAUCAGGUGGUUCUCGAAGAGGUUGCAGUGACACAGUUUCAGAGCUUGGAUCUCUGUCCCGGGUCGAGUCCAGGUGCGUUUCACCUUCCAAAGAAUCCAAACUUGUGGCUAGAUGUCAAAGCUUUCAAGAAAGACCUCAGGCUCAACCGCUCCCUCUUCCACUUCUUCACCCUUCCCGUGUGGCCCGGACCGAGUCAGCAAUCAAUGUAUCAGGGAAACCGAGACAGGAAAAGGUGAAACCGUCAGCAUUUCUUCCACUCCCCCAUACUGGAUACUCGCGGACCAGGACAGAUGCUGCAGAUUUUGAUGGAGCAGAUUCUGUAUAUAGUGAAUGUUAUAGUGAUAGUGAUGAUCCGCCUGACUCUAGCCAGCUUAGCCCAUUGGCAUCGGACUAUGAUACAGGGAGUCGAACAACUGCUGGAAGCCCUUCCAAUAUGAUGGUAAAGGAUCUGUUGCCUGUCACUAAAAGUCAUUCAAGGGACGUCGCAAAACCGCAAGAUCAUCUUUUUGAUAACCAUAUAUCAUCUUCACCCACUAGAAGAAAACCAAUAGGCAGUCAUGUACCGAAUCUCCAGGUUCCAUACCAUGGUGCGAUUUUCAGUGCUCCAGACAGCUCGAUAUCCAGCCCUUCUAGAAGUCCACUACGAGCAUUUGGAACCGAGCAAGUUAUAAAUUCUGCUUUCUACGCUGCAAAACCCCAUACUGAUUUUCCUUUCCUUGGAUCCGGACACUGCUCGAGUCCUGGGUCCGGUCAGAAUUCGGGGCAUAAUUCUAUGGGAGGUGACAUGGCAGGGCUAUUUUGGCAACCCAGCAGGGGUAGCCCUGAGUAUUCUCCACUUCCCAGUCCCAGGAUGACAAGUCCGGGUCCUAGCUCAAGAAUCCAUAGUGGUGCAGUCACACCACUUCAUCCAAGAGCCGGAGGUGCGGCCAUUGAGUCACGUCCAGAAGAUGUAAAGCAAAAAAGUCACAGGUUGCCACUUCCUCCAGUCGCAAUUUCCAGCCCCUUACCUUUCUCUCAGUCAAAUUCAGCUGCAACAUCACCUUCUGUACCACGAAGUCCUGGGCGUUCCGAUAAUUUACCUAGCCCAGGCUCAAGAUGGAAAAAGGGGAAGCUGCUGGGUCGAGGCUCAUUUGGGCAUGUUUAUGUUGGUUUCAAUAGUGAUAGUGGCGAAAUGUGUGCUAUGAAGGAAGUUACAUUGUUCUCGGAUGAUGCAAAGUCAAAGGAAAGUGCAAAACAGUUGGGCCAAGAAGUUUCUUUAUUGAGCCGGUUAAGCCAUCCGAAUAUUGUGCGGUACUAUGGGUCUGAAAUGGUUGAUGACAAACUUUAUAUAUAUCUGGAAUAUGUAUCUGGUGGUUCAAUAUAUAAACUUCUUCAAGAUUAUGGACAAUUUGGUGAACUGGCAAUUCGAAGUUACACUCAACAGAUCUUGUCAGGGCUAGCAUAUCUGCAUGCUAAGAAUACUAUCCAUAGGGAUAUCAAAGGAGCAAAUAUUCUUGUUGACCCAAAUGGCCGAGUCAAGCUAGCAGAUUUUGGAAUGGCAAAGCAUAUCACAGGGCAGACAUGUCCAUUGUCAUUUAAAGGAAGUCCUUACUGGAUGGCACCUGAGAUAAUCAAAAAUAGCAAUGGUUCCAACCUUGCUGUUGACAUUUGGAGUCUCGGAUGUACAGUUCUUGAAAUGGCAACAACAAAACCACCUUGGAGCCAGUAUGAGGGGGUCGCUGCCUUGUUUAAGAUUGGAAACAGUAAAGAACUUCCUGUUAUUCCUGAUCAUCUCUCGGAGGAGGGGAAAGAUUUUGUAAGGCAAUGUCUACAGAGGAAUCCACUGCAUCGUCCUACGGCUGCUCAGUUGUUGGAUCAUUGCUUUGUAAAAAAUGCAGCUCCUUUAGAAAGGCCUGUAUCAUAUUCCGAAUCAUCUGAUCCACUUCCUGGCGUCACAAAUGGGGGAAUUGGACAUCCAAGAAAUCGGCAGGCGUUGGAUUCUGAUAGACUUGCUACCCAUUCGUUUAGAGUGCCAAAACCGGGCUUUUGUUCCAGUGAUGUUCAAAUCCCAAGGAAUAUAUCAUGCCCGGUUUCUCCAAUUGGAAGCCCUCUUUUACAUUCAAGAUCGCCACAACACCUCAAUGGAAGGUUAUCUCCAUCACCCAUAUGUAGCCCGCGAACCACUUCUGGCGCAUCCACUCCUCCAACCAAUAAUGGUUCUAAAAUCCCAUUUCAUCACGUUAACCAGUCAGUUUACCUGCACGAGAUCUCAAAACCUACCAACCUUUCUUACCGUGAUCCAGUCCCUGAUAUGUUCCGAGCCAAGCAGUCGGGAGCUCAUGGGUCUAGCCCUAGAAAGCAAUUUGGUGGGCUCACUCACGAACUUCACGGAGGACAAGGGGUCUUGGUUGACUCUGCAUCUAUCUACUCCAAAGGGACAAAGUGAAUUUCAAACCAUCAUUGGAUUUAAACCCCUUGUAAGAUGCACAUAUCAUUUCAUUCAUUCUAAAUGCAAAAUGCGGCUAAUAACAGGAAAAGAGACGUAAAGCGGCUCAAAAUCCUUGGCAUGUGAUCCUAUUUGAAGGUGGGUCUUGCAUAUAGUGUCUCAUUUUGCUUAUAUAUUGAGUUCUGCAACCAUCAUCAAGGACUUGACUGACCUUAAGUUGCAAAAAAGCGGUUUGUUAACUGGUAAUUUAUGGUGGUAAAAACAGCAUUUCACAUAUAGAAGAGUAGGAAUUAGGAGAAUAAAUAGUUACUUUUUUUUUUUCUUUCUUUGUUACAAGGGAAGCUGAAACUGUUGUACAUAAGAUGCAAAAUCAUUAAUCAGUUUGUGUUUC